AUGCAGGAGACUAUUUUGUUUACCGUGGAUCGAGAUGAUUAUACGGUCCGAGCUGGGCUGCCACCACAUGAUCCUCGGGACAACUUCGCUGCAAGGGCAGCUGUUUUAGGGAAAUUAGAAUACAUCAGGAAAAUUGCUUUCAGUCCUAAAGGACAGCUGUAUGUUAUUCGAGAUGGAGACCUGUAUGUCGGACCUCUGCCUUCACCCAAACAUGAUGAUUGGUUCUCUGUUGCCAAAAGAGUGGGCAGAGGUGAUUGGGAUACCCUUAAGUUUUUUUUGUUCCAUCCUGAGGGGGAACUCUAUGCAGCCACCUAUGAAGGAAAGCUUUACAAGGGUCCAGCUCCAGACAACGAAUAUGUGCCCUGGCUUUAUGCAAAAGCUACCGAGAUAGGGGGCGCUGGCUGGGAUACAUUGGAUGCUCUUUUCUUUGAUUCAAAAGGCAUGUUGCAUGCAGUGACCUUGGAAGACAAGUUGGUGAAAAGAAGUCCACCAACCUCACUCUCUGAAUCAUGGCUUGAUUCAAGUGUAACAAUCGGCAAUCAACAAUGGGUUUCACGAACCCACUUUAUAUCCUUCGCCCCAGAUGGAAAACUAUGGUGUAUUGAAUAUGGUGAGGGUGACAUUUACUCUGGAGAUCCACCAGUUGCAGGAGAUGGCAAAUACGAAGCAAAGAAUCUAGGAAAGGGUUAUUCCCAAUAUGGAUUUGUCGCUUUCACAACAGAUAAAAUAAUCCAGCAGAUUGUGAGCUUCGAAUUUCUGCCUGAUUUGGGUCAAACUAUUUCAGAAACCCUUGAAGUGGUAAACGAUGAAAUAUACUACAACAAAAAGAGCACGGUUACAUUACACCACACCUUUUCAUUUGAGAAAACCCUUACGCAGUCAAGUGAAUUUACUCAUGAACAUGGAUUCAUGUGUGAAGUUGGUGUUGAAAUUACAUUUAACGGAGGCGUUCCAUUAGUUGCUGAACAAGGAGUAACGCUUUCUGUCAACACGAGUACAUCCCAUAACUGGAACUUCACCAAGGCCAAUGAGACCUCUGUUACCUUUUCUACAAGCAGUGAGGUGGAGAUCCCAGCUGGCAAAGCCAUCCGUAUGAUAGCGUCAGUCAAGAAAGCAGAAAUGGAAAUGCCGUAUCGUGCCCAUAUCCGCACUAUGUUCGGCUACGAGACAACCAUCGAGGGCAAAUGGAAAGGGCUUACCCAUUACAAUCUGAGAGUCGACCAAGAAGACAUAAAAUGA
Molecule: messenger RNA, 1239 nt
Organism: Spea bombifrons (plains spadefoot toad)
Lineage: Eukaryota; Metazoa; Chordata; Amphibia; Anura; Pelobatidae
Product: tachylectin-2-like
Exons: 4
Coding region: 1-1239 (412 amino acids)
Source: RefSeq, a predicted model, not a curated record